Mizuhopecten yessoensis (Yesso scallop) is the source of this 9289-nucleotide messenger RNA. RefSeq lists its product as uncharacterized. Gene Ontology annotation, molecular function: hydrolase activity, acting on ester bonds. Lineage: Eukaryota; Metazoa; Mollusca; Bivalvia; Pectinida; Pectinidae. The record is from RefSeq and is a predicted model, not a curated record. Bases 156 to 9104 code for a protein of 2982 amino acids. The transcript has 10 exons.
AGAACGGAUACUGAUGGUGGUUGGAAGAUUUCGUGAAUUCGAUUGGUAGGUUUUCUGAUGCUGUAGCAAAGGCCUUGGUGUGCUGUCACUUUGCAGAAAACAAGCUUAUGGACAAGCUUUGAACUCUCCCUGCAAAGGUUAUCCUUUAGGUCAAGAUGAGCUUUGCUGUGCCCAUACGGUCAAAGAGAGAGCCAGGAAGGAGAGCUGGUGGAUUGGCUCGCAUAUUUAUGCAGUCUAUGAAGGAGAUCAAGCAGAACAAACCAGUUAGAAUUUCAAAUAAAGAACCAGCCAACAAUCCAACCAGUGUUUCUGAGGCUCUCCCACACAAUGUCCCAAAAAACCUUCAUGUGGCGAAUGAGAAAACAGAGUCUGUAACAGUCGAAAAACCGCCGCCAUCAUCAUCAUCAUCACACGAUGUAUUGGCCUCGCAUGUUGUACAUGGUGGCCAUAGAGAACAUCCUACAAAGAGAACGGAAACUAAAAUUUCAGAAUGUGAUAAAGUACCUUCGUCAACUCAAGUGGGGUAUAACUUAAAUGGACAACAGGAGUCAAGUUUGCCAGUAGGCAGACCGAUGACGGAACGGGAUGUCCAAGGGAAAGACGCCACUAACAAUACAGUCAGCAGAACAUCGGUCCAGGAAACUGCAACGGUAGUCAAGUCUGAGAAGAGUGCGUUAUGUGAAUCGGCAGUAAAUCAUGUGUCAAAUGCUUCUGUGAUUAUGGACAAGGAGGUUGAUUCUGUAGGAGUUCAAAACAUAUCCAAUAAAAGAGACGUUUUUAAAUCCAGCAGAUUUGUAGCAUCACAUGGAACCACAAACCGAAGUCGCCAAGAGAAAAACUCAAUUUUUAACAAACCUCUGCCCAGACGGUAUAGCCAAAGAAGACACACAAACAACUCUAGAGAGAGGGUGGUAGAGAAAGUGGAGCCAGAAGAUUGGAGCUCUGAUCUUCUGGAGAUUGAGAUCGAAGAAGGAUGUUUUUAUGAUUCAAAUGAGACUGAAAAGAGUAGUGGGGUUUCUGUCGGGUGUACUAAACAUGAAGGUAAAUUAAACAUGGGACAAAAUGAUAAGCUUGUUAAGGACGAAAAAGAAAGUGUAAAACGUGGAAAUCAAGAAGGCGAGGAAGAAUCGGAGGCUGAGAGUAAGAGAGAUCAACGGGAAUGUAAUACACAUGGCAAGGAUACAGAAAUAAAUUGUCUGACAAAUGCUGAUAAAAAAACAACUGAAGAAAAAAAUAAAGUGAAUUUAGAAACGGAACUGAAUGAAGAUAAACCACAUGAAAACAGGCAAAUUUCAAAGAAGUCUUUGGAAACGGAUGUUAUUGUUGUGAAAAGUUCUGAAACUAAAAGGAUUGUUGGUAAAUAUUUGGACAAAGAGCAGACCUGUGGAAAUAAUUUCGGAAAUGAAUCUUUAAGUGGUAAAACCUUGGACAUAUCAACACAAACGUUUGACACCAAACAGCUUAAAGAUAAAACUGCUGCAAGGGAAGAUACUGUUUUCAACAGUAUAGACAAAGAACAGAUUGUUCCGGAAAUAAGGGAUUGUGAGAUUGAACAGAUUGUUCCGGAAAUAAGGGAUUGUGAGAUUGAACAAGAUUCAGAAAAAGAGAAGGAGAAAGAUUUGUACACAGGAUGUGAUGCUUACAAGAGGAAAGCUGAUUCUGAAAGUAGAAACAUUGGGGUAAAGACUGAAGAUGAAUGUGAAACAGAAACGUCUGAAAAAUUAGAAACAACAGGCUCCUCACUUGUGAGAUCAGAGGAAACAACAGGCUCCUUACUUGUGAGAUCAGAGAAAAACACGAUGGAACAAUCUGAGAAUGUUGUUUCGAGGAAUGAGGAAAAAAUUCAUUUCACAAAGGAACAACAGUCUGAAAUGGAAGAUAAACAAAAGUGUGAACCAGUAAAUGGUGGCGAAAAACAGGAAAUACAGGACUGUAGGAAGGAGGAGUAUGACCAGAAACAAUCUUUGACAUGCUCUGGUAAUCUGGAGAACAUGAGCAUGGAAAAUGAUGAACGAGAAUAUAUGAGAAUGGAGAUUCCCCCCCUUCGUGUGCCUGUGUGUGAUAUUCCAGCUUAUUAUAAUAGACGAAGAAACUCGGGUACAUUAUCCGACACAAGCAAUGCCUCACAUUCAUCUUCUUCCCAGAAAAUUCCAAGCAAGGACAUUGGAUGUUGUAACAGUUGGGAAAGUAAGACUGCUCCAAUUCCAAGUUUACUAAGUAUAAAGUCUUCGCCUUGGCGAGACUAUUCCUCAGCUAGUUCCGAUAGCUCUUCAGUAGCUAGGAGCUCGAGGCCAAGACCAAAGAAACCAAAGAAAAAGUCCAAAUAUACCAAGAGCAUCGCCAGAGGACAUACAUUAACUGUAUCUCCCAUACAAAGGUCUCCAAGUGGAUCUCCAACCUCUCAUAAGAACAUCAGGGGGAGACAAUCAGGGACUGACACGAAAACUACAUAUAAUAGCUUGAUUAACUCAAAGGUCCAGGCAUUGUCAGUAGAAAUGAAGGCUAAGGUAUUGACCCCACCUGACAGCGAUGGAAGGACAAUGAUGGCCAAGCCAGUAAUGUACAGAGACAGCCUACGAGCCAUGAAACAGGUCAGGGUGAAGGCCGGGCUGAAAAACCCUUCAGCUCGUCAGGUUCGUUCUGAACAGAGUAAAAAGGAAACUUCAAAAAUGGAGCCCAUUAUCAUUGCCCAGGUCAGUUCAGAGCCUAAGAGACUGGACAAUUCUGCAUCCAAGUACACAGAACGUCGUCAGAGAAAUUAUUCUGAAUCAUCAAAGGAUGAAAGUUCAGAUUCCAUAAGACAUGGCAAGUCCAAACCUAUCAUUAUUCCACAAGUCAGUUCUGAGCCAGCAACAGAGGAAAUCAGGAAAUCCAUAGGAGAUGAUACGUGGCAACAUACAAUUAUACCACAAGUUAGUUCUGAGUCAGCAACAGAGGAAAUCAGGAAAUCCAUAGCAGAUAAUACGUGGCAACAUACAAUCAUACCACAAGUUAGUUCUGAGCCUAAAUUUCGAGACAAUUCUGAAUCUACUGGUAACACUUCUUUAGAGAAGGCAGGUAAAAUAAAGUCAGAUUCUCGGAUACAAGACAGUCCGGACUUCAGAAAUCACCAUCAUUCAGGAUCCACAACAGAUGGAAGGUUAAGAUCAGGAUUUCAAAUCUAUUCAGAACAGACAGUGAAUCAGGAGGGUAAGUCAGAAUCAACUAGAGUUGUUCUCAAUACCCAAGAGUCUACACCUAUACAACAUGGAGAUAAUGCAUGUAAAUUGAAACAAUCUCCAGAGUUUAAGGAUCAGAACCAUAUGGAGCUUGAACACAAGGAACCUCCGGAAUCUGUUGAACAUCUCAAUCAGGAAGCUAGAAAUUCAGGAAGGUCUGAGGAUAUCUGUAACGAAAAAUCUGGACAAGCAGAAACUUCACAACAUGAGGAUCUCUGUAAUCAGAAAGUCAGACAUUCAGAAACUUCACAACAUGAGGAUAUCUGUAAUCAGAAAGUCAGACAUUCAGAAACUUCACAGCCAGAGGAUCACCUUAAUCAGGAAUCUAGCAAUCCAGAAUCUCAAAAUUUGGAUGUGUCAGAUUCUAGGGAUUGUGAUUUAAAAAGUUGUGAUAAUCCCAAAUUUGGAAUAAAGGGUACCACAAACCUUAUACAGCAGGAGAGGUCAUUUAAAGGUCACAACAGCUCAGAACAUGUAAGGCAGGAAAAGUCAUCCCGAGGUCACAGCAGUUCAAAAUCUGUAAGGCAGGACAAAUCAUUUCAAGGUCGCAAUAUCUCAUGCGAAGGUCACAACAGUUCAGAACAAAGAACGCAGGAAAGUUCAUCCCGAGGUCACAGUAGUUCAAAAUCUGUAAAACAGGACAAUUCAUCCCAUGGUCACAGCAGUACAGAACCUAGAAGGCAGGACAAACCAUUCCAAGAUCACACAAGUCCACAGCCUCUAAGACAGAACAACUCAUCUGGAGGUCACAGCAUUUCAGAAUCUAUAAGGAACAUCAACUCAUGCAAAGGUCACAACAGGUCACAGUCUUCAAGACAGAAUUACUCGUCCAGUCAUCAUAACAGGUUGAAACCUACACAGCAGGACAAAUCCUUCAGUACUCAUAACAGUUCAGAACCUUUGAGGAAGGACAACUCGUCCACAACUGAUAACAGAUCAGAACCUACAAGGCAAGACAACUCGUCCUCAACUGAUAACAGAUCAGAACCUUCAAGGCAAGACAACUCGUCCACAACUGAUAACACAUCAAAACCUUCAAGGCAAGACAACUCGUCCACAACUGAUAACAGAUCAGAACCUACAAGGCAAGACAACUCGUCCUCAACUGAUAACAGAUCAGAACCUUCAAGGCAAGACAACUCGUCCACAAGUGAUAACAGAUCAGAACCAAUAAGACAUGACAAGUCGUCCCAAGAUCACACCAGGUCGAGACUUGGACACGAGAACGAUUCAUCACAAAGUCAUCGGAGUUCAGAAAGUAGAAUAUAUAGAAGUUCAGAAUCGAGAGAUCAGAAUCGUUCACAGCAUGGCAAGUAUUGUUAUGCAGAACAUAGUUCAUAUCACCAAGAUCGUUCAGGAUCCAGAUGUUUCCACAAUGACUUAGGGUCUAGUAGAAUAGUCCAUUCAGAACCAAAGGGCACCAACUCCACUCACUGGGAAUCAGUUUCCUGUACUACACUGAAAAGACAGAAUAGUUCAGAGAGCCGAGGUAACAUAGGUUCAGAAAAAGAACAGGGGUCGAAGAAGCCAGUCAGUUCAGAUCCAAAGCAGCCUGGACACAGCAGUAUGGAACACAAAUAUCAAAAAUCACAGAAGAAACUUGGAGAAAACCUGAAGGUCAAUCACAAAUAUGACAGAGAAGCAAAUGACAGCAAGCAAGUAGAGAGUUCAGAAUAUGAGAAUUGGGAUACGGAUCUGUUGCCGGUGGUCACACCUCCUGGUAGUAGUAUUAACCCCUCUGAUGACGGAGUGAAGUUUACCAAGGAGGGUGUGUCGGCAACAAAUGUAAGCAUGCUUACAUCAGAAAGUAGGACAGAGAAUGCAAGUGACAAAAAACUGGAGAAGUUAGAGGUAAAAGAGGAAAAUGAGAAGGGCACAGUUCUAAAAUUUGAAACUUCUGAUGGACCGGCUAUCAGGAUCAAAGAACAUGUUAUGGAUGUUAAUUCUUUUUCUGGACAAUGUGGGAAGGACACUCAUAACCAGUCCUUACAGUAUAAAACUGACCAACAGCAAGAAAACAAACGCAGCGAAGCAAACCGUGACAUAAAACAUCAAGCUGGUCAACACAAUUCUAGAUCUUUCUGGCUAGACUACAAAACAAAUUCUGUGACAUUCCGUGAUGUGAGAAAUUAUGGGACAUAUCACGGACAAGUGAAUGGCCAUGGUACAGAUGCAGAUCAAAAAAACGCAGUGUGCAAAACCUGUGGUCGAUCACAGUUCAAGUCCUCUUCAAAUACUCAGCAUAACUGUACCUGUCAAAGGACUUCUUCUGUUCCCAAAGGAGGACAUGUAACACUGAACAGGGAUAGUCCCAACACUGUAUGGUAUCCCUCUUCUAAACAACAUUGUAAAUCUACCUGUCAACAGGAAAAUUAUGGCUGCGGCAUGGAGCAAAAUCAGAAGAAGAGUGAUUAUCGGAAAGAUAUGAAUAGAAUAGAGGAUAAUGGAACAUCAGGUAGAAGGUUAACCUGUAGCAGUAAAAAUGAGCACCAUUUGAAUGUUGAUCUGAAAUCAUCACAGAUUACAGAAAAUGGGGAUAAAGACCUGGAAAAGGUGUUGGUUGUUCAACCAAUGCACACCUCAGGUAACCAUACUCGGAAUGAGUGGAAUAGGAUUGGUGACCAAAGGAAAAAUUAUGAGAGGAAGUUCAAGUGCCACUGGUUUGAUUCUGAUAGACAACAGAACCCAGUAUUGGAUGAACCAGAAGAAAACUGGGACUCACAUCUGUUGGAUAUUGAAGGUAUACUGAAAACUCAGGAAAAGACUGAAACUAUGGAACAAGUUGUACCUGGUGAGCAGGAGUUUAAGAAGACAAGUCUAUAUAGCAACAAUAACCCAACUGGGAAACCUCCAGAAGGUGGCUCACAUACUCGGCACCAACUUGAAGAAUGGGAUUCAACUUUAUUAGAUUUAAACCUUAUUGGUACUUCUGUUUUAGAACACGAAGACAACAAGAUCAUUAGUGAAGAAGAGAUUUUGGCUGAAAAGCCCAUCAACAAUGAAUGGUGUGAAGUCCAGACUUGUGGGGAUAGUGUCAGUAAGGUCAGGUCAGGUCUAUCAUCGGACAGUGUGACGUCUGGAUGUUUAAAAAAUGUCGAAGAAGAAGACGGAUCUAUUAUUCCACAGUCUGAUAGCAGUUUGAGUGGAAUACAAGAAACUUCAGAGUUUGAGGACGUUUGCACCAGUGAUGAUGUAAUGGAGUCUUAUGUCUUUUUAAGUCAGGAGGAAUGUUGUGCCCACGAUGUUCCAUUAGACUCCACAUCCUGCACCCAAACAUCAACAGACCUAGAAAUGGAGAAACUGUAUCACAAACCACAAACCUCUCCUGGGACAUACCGACCCCCUGUGUUCUCUCGGGUUGAUAACACAAUGUAUGCAAGACAUUCUGAUGUGGAUUUCAGAGCAGUCGAAAACGAUUGUAGACAUAGACCGGACCUAAAGCAGGAGAAAGGAAGUCCCCCAGGCUAUGGCCCAAAGGAGUGCGUGUGUCCACCUGGUUGUGUCCAGUUCUGGACCUGGAGAUGUUGCUUUUGUCAUUGGGGAUGGGAACCUCGUAUUUGUGAUGUUCGCUCAGCACUCGACUACUCAGAUAACUUCACUUCCCAAUCAACAGAGGAUAAAGACUCCACUGAAAAUGGAAUACGUAUGCACUACAGUCCCCGAGGGUUACUGGCCACGAGAUCGAACAGUGUGAUCCCUCCCCCUCCUAGCAGGGAGCUGUGGAACCAGAUGCAGCAAGGAACUGCCCCAGUGAACUCUUUCUCCCCUAGGGGCACAGGUCCCCAUGCCUCCCCUGCAAACAUGCCCCAGACCAGAAAACCUUUUCCAAGGAUUCAGUACCCGGGGUCCUACCCCUACCCUCCAGAAUGUGGCUCACAGCCUCAACAGGUCAUGUCCUAUGGUAUGCGACAUUGCAGUCCGUAUAGACUACAGUUCAGACCAUCUUCACCACUUAAUGACGCAGUAUCCGUAGAGCAGAACAUAGUUGGAGGAAAAUCAAUCUACAAUAGGGAGUCGACGGGAUGUGUGUCUUUUGUGUCCAGAGAUGACGCCAAGAAGAAACGUGGUGAGUUAGGAAAACCUCCGAACCUGAUGGACUGUAGCACAGGGUUAACGAGUGCAAAGGAAGGGGUGAGCGCAGAUGAAAUGCAAGAUUUGCAGCUCAACAGCCCAAAGCUUGUAGACUACGGUUUUAGCGAGACAGAUGAUUCUGAAGAAGAAAAGAAAGAUCAGCUUGCAAAGUCGAGAGUUGCUCUGUUUGGGAAAGAUGACCAGUCUCAAGACAGCGACUGCUCUAGUGAGAAACGGAAACUAGAUGUGGAGGAACAGGAACUAAAUGAUGAUGAGGACUGCAGUGUUGGGCACAAGAGGAGGCAUGUGUUACCUCGAAACAACAUCUAUCAUUUCAUAAGGCACUCACUGAACACUAAAGAAAAUGAGAAAGACGAUGACAAAAAAGCUACCGCGUAUGUUCCACCACACAGACGCCAAAAGAUUACUUUGACAGAUGGUCCUGAGAGCGACAGCCAGAGAGCAAAGGAAAACGAGAGAAAAACACCUAAAAAUUCAUCAUCAAACUACAAGCAUUCAGAGGUUUCAUCUUCAGCAAGUGAGCAGAGUUCAUCUAGCCCAGGGUCCUACCCCUGGGCACCGUUCUGGGCGAGCCCUCCUCCCCCAGCAAUGGGUAUGUCCGUAUCACCUCUGUUUGGCCAUCAUCAGCCACCAUGUAUGUACCCCCCAAGCUGCUACUUUUCUCCACCAAACUGGUACCAAGCUGGCUCAGGCACUGACUCCUAUGGAGGUGCCUACCAUCAGCCUAAUAAUCAUUCACCCUCUACAAACGCUUCAGAUGUGAAAUCUCCAACAACUCCACAUCCAACCAAAGAAAGCAUCCCUGAGCUGUCAAAACUGCAAGCCCACCGAAAAAGUCCUGAACGUCUAGUGCUGCCACCAAGGAUAAAGUUUUUAGAGAGGACACGCCUGCUCGGCAGCAACACGGAUUCAGAGAGCAGCUCAUCUUUUCAUCUGGUUGACUGGAAGGCGAACUUCAAGGAGAAAUGUAGGAGCUACUGUGGCACAUUUAUUGACUCACACUGCCAUCUGGAUUUCCUGUUCAACCGCCAAGGGUUCAGAGGCACCUGGUCCAAGUACAAGAUUGUACACGAGGCUACCAUGCCUGACUGUUUUGAAGGGUGUGUGGCAGUCUUCUGUCACCCUGGCAGCUUCCGACAAGAAGGGUUGUGGAAGGAGAUUGCCCUUGAGGAGGAUGUCUGGUUAGCAUUUGGAUGUCACCCAAAGAAUGCCACCGAGUUCUCACCCCGGGCUGAGGAGGGCCUGAUCCGCUGUCUACAGCACAAGAGAGUGGUGGCUCUGGGAGAAAUCGGUCUAGAUUACUCUGGCAUAUUUAAACAACAUAAAACCUCUCAGAAGAUUGUGUUUAUCAAACAAAUCCAACUUGCUCUCGAGAUGAACAAACCACUUGUGAUACACUGUCGAGAGGCAGAGGAAGAUGCCUUGCAGAUUUUAGAAGAGACAGUCCCUCGAAACUACCGAAUCCACUGCCACUGUUUCACUGGGAACUACCAGUCUGCCAAGAAGUGGAUGAACUUGUUCCCAAAUCUCUACAUUGGCCUGACCCCACUGGUGACCUAUCGCACAGCCACACCUUCUCAUGAGGUCGCCAGGUUCAUACCGCUGGAUCGACUCUUACUGGAGACUGAUGCUCCGUAUUUUAUACCAAGGAAGUUCCCUAAAGAGGAAGUGCACUUUUCACACCCAGGAAUGGCUAUCACUGUAGCUGAACAUGUGGCCUUUCUGAAGAGAUGCUCUGUCACAGAGGUGUUACAUGCAUGUCGUCAGAACACACGUACCAUGUAUGGCAUAUGAGUCAUCGCUAGAGGACAUGCACUCUGUGCCAUGUACAUUGUUACAAUCCCUGUGUAUGGUGUGCUAACACAUGGACUACGAUAACAUGUUUGAAUCAGAAGUUCAUUAGAGUUGUGCAAAAGGAAGACGACAAUAAGAUUAGAAUUCAAUGAUAAGUGGAGUCUUCCAGAGGCUGUGAAAUUGUU